Messenger RNA from Triticum turgidum subsp. durum (durum wheat), 363 nucleotides. The record is from the annotation of a GenBank genome assembly. NCBI's taxonomy places the organism in Eukaryota, Viridiplantae, Streptophyta, Magnoliopsida, Poales, Poaceae.
AUGGAGAUAGAGUCAGUCAAGUGUGAGUGCUGUGGCCUGAGGGAGGACUGCACCCAGGACUACAUUGCGAGCGUGAGAGGCAGCUUCUACGGCCAGUGGCUGUGCGGGCUGUGCUGCGAGGCCGUCAGGGACGAGGCCGGCAGGAAGAAGCAGGCGCACCCGGGCGUGGAGGAGGCCGUGCGGGCGCACAUGGCCUUCUGCAAGAUGUUCAAGUCCAACCCCGCCGUCCGGGUGGCCGACGGCAUGCGCCAGAUGCUCCGGCGGCGGUCCGGCGACUUGUCCAAGCCGCCGGGCUCCUCCUCCUCCUCCAGCAAGUACGGCACUGCGCAGGUCGGAGAUGAUUCAUCCGUGUCGCUAUAUUGA